Messenger RNA from Puccinia graminis f. sp. tritici CRL 75-36-700-3, 1701 nucleotides. RefSeq lists its product as uncharacterized. The record is from RefSeq and is a predicted model, not a curated record. Lineage: Eukaryota; Fungi; Basidiomycota; Pucciniomycetes; Pucciniales; Pucciniaceae. The transcript is spliced from 6 exons. The coding region runs from base 1 to 1701 and encodes 566 amino acids.
AUGCCAGGUUCAAUUGCUGCUGGGAAUGCUAGCCAAACCCUUCGAGUUGCCGAUGCGGGUAGCAACGUGAAUUCCACCCCAGGUUAUCAUUUACCUACCGCUUCUCACGAAAAUCGCCCUUCUGUCGCCGCUGAAGACGCGCCUGAGCCAGAACUUCACGAAAUUGGCUCUAUUGAUGACGAAGACAUCAACAGUAUCAUCGGCUUUCGAGGUGAUGUGGCACCAAGUGAAUUGGGCGAUGUCCCCGUGGAUGAACCCGGGUCACUUCCUAGUGUCGUUUUUAUGAUCCCUCUUCCGCCACCAGUUGUCGGACGACGCUCCAAGAACACGACACCUUUCUUGAUAUACUCUCCACCUCGUCGCCCAUAUGAAAGACCACUGAAGGAUGAAGAAGGAAAGCGUCCAAAGGAAAAGCUAUUCAAGCGCGUGGUUCGGAUUUACCAGAAAGAAGUCCGGAAGGGCGAGCAGGUGAAGCGAAAGGAAAUUCCUAACGCGGGUAAAUUCCGCAAGGUGGUCAAAGCUCGAGCUGCACUUGUCAGAGGUGCAUCAAUGAUGAGUCAAUGGCUCCCUUCAUCUUGUGUCGAAACAUUGGCACGUGUGCCCCCCAAGCACAAGUUAGGAGAAAUCUUGGUCCUUUACCCGGAGUUCUCUGGAGAGACCAGCCCAGAGGGGUCCGAUCAGCCAUACCAGCCAACCGAGGAAGACUUGUUACACGACUUGAAUGUCUUGCUCAGAAAGACUAAGAAAGGAAUCGUCGUCAGAUUGGUUGUUGUCUCUUGCUUUUUACCGAUUGCUGCAGGAAUCAUUGCCUACUUGGCUUUCCAAAUCUACGGACUACGCAAGGUCAAGGCCCUCACUAGCAAGAAAUCCAGUCAAAAGAAGAUCAAAGCUUCAGACAAAGCCACAGAACAAUCCAUCGAAGCCUCUUCAUCUCAAGCCGUGGAAAUCGGAAUGGAGGAAUCCGCAGGAACGCCGACGGAUGCCUCUGCAGACAGCUAUUUCCGAGUCCAUACUGCAGAUCAAGAAAUAUUCGAGCCUGUGAUGAAGUUGCUCUACAACAUUUGCAGUCGAAUUGACCCUCUCUCCUUCCCGCCCUCGACCGCCGAAGAAAUCCAGCCGAGCGAGCGAUUCGAGACUCUUGCCGAGCAAGAAGGAUCCGGAUCCGAACCAAUUUCAGCUGCAUCCAAGAAAACUGUCCUUCCCCCGACGUUACACAAACCUGCACCCGAGAUGGUAAGAAAGAUGAUAGAAGCUUUCCAACAAAAUCUGCCUCAAGAAAUUGUAGACAGAUACGAUUUGGAUGAAGAACGGUUGGCAAACGACUUGGCCAGAUACUUGAAAAAGGCUUCCGUAGAGUAUGUCACAUCAUUGAAAGGCCGUCCUGAAAGCGGGAUGAUCAAAAGAACGAAGAAGUGGUUUGCGAAGAGGACUUUGGUCAAGCAAGAGCGCAAGGAGAAGCGUGGAGUCAAGAAACAAAUCAAGGCCGAACUCGCCGAGCAAACCGCCUUGGAUCUGGCCGAAGCCGCCAGAAUCCAAGAAGAAAACGAGCUAGCUAAUCCGGAAACUGCGAUCACUGAGUCUGAACCGUCGACUCGUAAGACCGAGAAGAUGCUCAAGAAGCAAAAGGCAAAGGAGGAGAAGCUUCUCAAAAAAGCGGCCAAGGGCAUCAAGAAAAAGGGCAAGAACCCAGUGAUCGCUUAG